ACACACACAGGAGAGAAACCAUUCAAGUGCAGUGUGUGCGUGAAGGCAUUUUCACGGUCAUCUGCUCUUAAAGAACACCAGAGAACACACACAGGAGAGAAACCAUUCAAGUGCAGUGUGUGUGGGAUGGCGUUUGCAUGGCCAUCAGUUCUUCAGAUCCACCAGAGGACACACACGGGAGAGAAACCCUUCAAGUGCACUGUGUGUGGAAUGGCGUUUGCACAGUCACAUAAUCUUGUAAUACACGAGAGAAUACACACGGGAGAGAAACCCUUCAAGUGUACUCUGUGCGGGAAGCCGUUUGCAGAUUCAUCUGCUCUUAAAAAACACCAGAGAACACACACGGGAGAAAUAGCCUUCAAGUGCAGUGUGUGCGUGAAGGCAUUUUCACGGUCAUCUGCUCUUAAAGAACACCAGAGAACACACACAGGAGAGAAACCCUUCAAGUGCGCUGUGUGUGGGGUGGCGUUUGCAUGGCCAUCAGUUCUUCAGAUCCACCAGAGGACACACACAGGAGAGAAACCCUUCAAGUGCACUGUGUGUGGAACGGCGUUUGCACAGUCACAUAAUCUUGUAAUACACGAGAAAAUACACACGGGAGAGAAACCCUUCAAGUGUACUGUGUGUGGGAUGGCGUUUGCACAGUUAUAUAGUCUUAAAACACACCAGAGAACACACACGGGAGAGAAACCCUUCAAGUGCACUGUGUGUGACAAGGUAUUUGCACAGUCACAUAAUCUUGUAAAACACCAGAGAACACAUACGGGAGAGAAACCCUUCAAGUGCAGUAUCCAUCAGAGAACACACACGGGAGAGAAACCCUUCAAGUGCACUGUGUGUGGAACGGCGUUUGCACGGUCACAUAAUCUUGUCGUACACCAGAGAACACACACGGGAGAGAAACCCUUCAAGUGUACUCUGUGCGGGAAGCCGUUUGCAGAUUCAUCUGCUCUUAAAAAACACCAGAGAACACACACGGGAGAACUACCCUUCAAGUGCAGUGUGUGUGGGAAGGCAUUUUCACAGCCAUCUGCUCUUAAAACACACCAGAGAACACACACGGGAGAGAAACCCUUCAAGUGCGCUGUGUGUGACAAGGUAUUUGCACAGUCACAUAAUCUUGUAAAACACCAGAGAACACACACGGGAGAGAAACCCUUCAAGUGCAGUGUGUGCGUGAAACCGUUUGCAGAUUCAUAUGCUCUUAAAAUACACCAGAGAACACACACGGGAGAGAAACCGUUCAAGUGCACUCCGUGCGGGAAGGCGUUUGCACAUUCAUCUACUCUAGUAGCACACCAGAGAACACACACGGGAGAGAAACCGUUCAAGUGCACUCCGUGCGGGAAGGCGUUUGCACGGUCAGCACAUCUUCAAGUACACCAGAGAACAAGCAUCGCCGCGCCCUUUUGA
Lethenteron reissneri (Far Eastern brook lamprey) is the source of this 1413-nucleotide messenger RNA. Its product is annotated as zinc finger protein 271-like. The record is from RefSeq and is a predicted model, not a curated record. Gene Ontology annotation, biological process: regulation of transcription by RNA polymerase II. Gene Ontology annotation, molecular function: RNA polymerase II cis-regulatory region sequence-specific DNA binding; DNA-binding transcription factor activity, RNA polymerase II-specific. Lineage: Eukaryota; Metazoa; Chordata; Hyperoartia; Petromyzontiformes; Petromyzontidae.